Messenger RNA from Eleginops maclovinus (Patagonian blennie), 1669 nucleotides. RefSeq names its product tRNA nucleotidyl transferase, CCA-adding, 1 (gene trnt1). Gene Ontology annotation, molecular function: nucleotidyltransferase activity; tRNA binding. The transcript is spliced from 8 exons. The record is from RefSeq and is a predicted model, not a curated record. Gene Ontology annotation, biological process: tRNA 3'-terminal CCA addition; mitochondrial tRNA 3'-end processing. Lineage: Eukaryota; Metazoa; Chordata; Actinopteri; Perciformes; Eleginopidae. The coding region runs from base 71 to 1354 and encodes 427 amino acids. Gene Ontology annotation, cellular component: mitochondrion.
AAAACACUUCCUGGUAAGCUGUAUGUUCAUGUCAGAGAAGGAUAUCAUAAAGUGAUAGCAGCGUUGUCUGAUGUGGAGCAGGAUAUUGGGGCCUAGGGUGAUUGGUAGAACAGCUUUCUAUUGGAGGAGUCUCUUCACCAUGCAGUUGAAGACCAGUGAGUUCCAGUCUCUGUUCACCGAGGGGCUGAAUGGACUGGCAGAGUUGUUUGGGAAGCACCAGCAUGAGCUGAGGAUAGCUGGAGGCGCGGUACGGGAUCUGCUGUCCGGGAAGCGGCCUGAAGAUGUGGACUUUGCCACCACAGCAACUCCAGAGGAGAUGAAGCAAAUGUUCCAGAAAGCUGGCAUCAGGAUGAUCAACAAUAAAGGAGAGCAGCAUGGGACCAUCACAGCAAGACUACAUAAUGAGAACUUCGAGGUGACCACGUUGCGAGUGGAUGUUCAGACGGAUGGACGUCACGCAGAGGUGGAGUUCACCACGGACUGGCAGAAAGACUCUGAGCGCAGAGACCUCACCAUCAACUCCAUGUUUUUAGGGCUUGAUGGCACAUUAUACGACUAUUUCAAAGGAUACGAAGACCUGCAGGACCGCAAAGUCCGCUUUGUUGGCAGCGCUGAAAAAAGAAUCCAAGAAGACUACCUGAGAAUACUGCGCUAUUUCAGGUUCUACGGCAGGGUGGCUCGGGAGCCCGACAGUCACGAGCCAGGCGCGCUGGUCGCCAUUCGGGAAAACGGUCGUGGCCUUGCAGCUAUAUCUGGAGAACGCAUUUGGGUGGAGUUGAAGAAGAUGGUUGUUGGAAACCAUGCGGAUCAUCUGCUAGAGCUGAUGUACAGUCUGGAUCUGGCCCAGUACAUAGGUUUGCCUCCAGAUGGCAACGUGGAGGAAAUGAAGCGAGUGUGGCAGAAGGCCAAAGACCACUCUCCAAAACCCAUGACCGUCCUGGCUGCUCUCUUCCGCCGCCCGGAGGAGGUGGAGAAGAUGGACCUCCGGCUGAAGGUGUCCAAGGAGGAGAAGACUCUGGCUCUGUUCCUUGUCAAAAACAGACUGGAGCUGUGCAAGAGCCGAGAGGAGCCGGACAGCCUCAAACCCUUCACAGACUUCAUCAUCGACAGUCGAGAGCUGGACACCCAGCAUAAAGUGUGUGAGCUGCUCAAGUAUCAGGGCGAGGACAAGCUGCUGGCAGAGCUCAGCAGGUGGUCCGUCCCUCGCUUCCCCGUCAGCGGUCACGACCUCCGGAGGAUGGGGAUCACGUCCGGCAAGGAGAUCGGCUCCACCUUGCAGGACCUCCGCGAAGUGUGGAAGAAAAGCGGCUAUCAGAUGGACAAAGAUGAACUUCUCAGUCACGUGAAAUCGUGAUCGAGGAGCAAAGCGGACGUGUUUUCUGUCCUGGUGCACCAUGAUGAUUUGAUUGCUGUAAUUGAUUGGUAUAGAUUGAGCUCAUUUCUUUUCGAGAAAGGACGCUGAAAGAAGUGUGACGAUCAGAGCGGCUGAUGAUUUCGUUCUAAAUUAUUCCACUUGAAGACCAUAUAUAGAGAUCCCCAACAUGUCUACUAGGAAAGUGCUUUUAUAUAAUGACAUAUAUAAGUUUGGUUUUGAUUGGCUCCUCUGUUGAACUGCACAUGUGUAUAAUUUCUUAAAAGAACAUGCUCUAUAAAAAGGUUGUAUUAUUUG